GAAAUUGCCGAUAGUAAGAUGCAUCUCGACCUGCGAAGGAUAUGGACCAGCUGGCCGCGACCCUCACUGGUUCGCUUCGGGCCACGUCGCCGCCGAUCAGCUUCCGUUUAUAGGCCGUCAACAACACAUUGCUUCAAGGAUCGUAGCAGGAAUCCUAUCGCAGCUCCGGUAGCAAAUGUUGCUUCAAAUCCAGCACAUCCAUCCUUUCCCCGCUUCGCACCGGACUCGGAGGAUAGAUGAUUCAAACACUCGGAAGUCGUCUCCGCCGCGCGCGGCGCUUCCUUCGAGGACCAAGAAAAUCAUGGAAAAGAUUUCAUCAAGUAAUGAAGUUGGUGGUGCUGGAGGAGCUUACUCGUAUGAUGCUUUGAAGAGACUAGACCAAGCAUGGACAAGUCUCUUUUCAACAUCACUAGAAGAAGAAAAGGUUCCUGAAGUUGUUUCACGUGUUCCUGGUUCAUCUAUGAUUUUAGAUAUGGAGGAACAUGCUGGACGUGCUUUUGAUGUUUUAGUCUGUGGUGGUACACUCGGAAUAUUUGUUGCUACUGCACUCAUUUCCAGAGGUGUUAGUGUAGCGAUAGUUGAAAGAAAUCUGAUUAAAGGGAGAGAACAAGAGUGGAAUAUUUCAAGAAAAGAGCUCCUUGAACUUGUAGAUGUUGGCAUUCUCUCAAAAGAAGAAAUUGAGAAUAUUGUUGCUGUUGAGUUUAACCCUAAUAGAUGCGGUUUUGAGAAGAAAGGUGAUAUUUGGACUGAGGAUAUUCUUAAUCUUGGAGUUUCGCCAGCUAAACUUAUCGAGACUGUGAAAAGGCGCUUUAUAUCCUUAGGUGGUGUAGUUUUUGAAGGAAAAGCUAUAUGCGGAAUACACAUCUAUGAUGAUGCCGCCAUUGUCCACCUAACAAAUGGUGAUAGCUUAUAUUCUCGUCUUAUUAUUGAUUCAAUGGGCAACUUUUCCCCAAUAGUAAAACAAAUCAGGUCUUGCAGAAAACCAGAUGGUGUAUGUCUUGUUGUUGGUUCUUGCUCACGUGGUUUUGAUGAGAACACUUCAAGUGAUAUUAUUUUCUCUUGUUCAUCUUCAAAGAAAAUUGAAGAUACUCAACUGCAGUACUUUUGGGAGGCAUUUCCUGCUGGUUCUGGUCCCACGGAUCGAACUACUUAUUUGUUCACUUAUGUUCAAGCAAAACCUGGAUCCCCAAAGUUAGAAGACCUUUUUGAAGAUUAUUGGGAUCUUUUGCCAUCUUAUCAGGGUGUACCUAUAGAGAGAUUGGAGAUACUAAGGGUUAUAUACGGGAUCUUUCCUACAUAUCGUGACAGCCCCUUGCCUGCAGCUUUUGAUCGCAUAUUACAGGUUGGUGAUGCCAGUGGUAUUCAAUCACCGGUGUCUUUUGGUGGUUUUGGAAGUAUGAGCAGGCACCUUAACCGGUUGUCAAAUGGUAUAUGUGAUGCAGUGACGGGAAAUUUCCUCGAUGCAUAUAAUUUGAGUAUGCUAAACCCUUACAUGCCGAACUUAAGUGCAUCAUGGCUGUUCCAAAGAGCAAUGUCAGCAAAAGAUCAUACUGAGGUCUCACCAACUUUUAUCAAUGAACUUUUAUAUCUCAAUUUCCAAACUAUGCAGAAACUUGGGGACGCAGUGAUUAGACCCUUUCUACAGGAUGUGAUACAAUUUGAACCUCUUGUGAAGACCUUAGGUUCUGUGAUGCUAACCCAACCCCAAAUAUUGCCUUCCAUAUUCAAGCAGGUUGGACUGGAGGUGAUACUCGACUGGUCUCUUCAUUUUUUUAUGCUCGGCUUGUACACGUUUCUCGCAAGCUACAUUGAUCCUGUUGUUAGGCCAUGGAUAAAGUAUCUCCCAAAGAGGGGCAAAUACACAUGGAAUCGGCGUUUAGAAGCAUGGAAAUAUGGGUCCGGUUUAGAUUACAAACAAAUUAAUUAAUUAAAAUUCAUGAAAGACAAAUUUUGUUUGUAUGGUAAGUUAACUUCCAAAAGAAUAUUUUAGCUUAAGUUGUCAUUAUAGUAAAACCUAUGUUUAUAGCA
Molecule: messenger RNA, 2028 nt
Organism: Zingiber officinale
Lineage: Eukaryota; Viridiplantae; Streptophyta; Magnoliopsida; Zingiberales; Zingiberaceae
Exons: 18
Coding region: 176-1927 (583 amino acids)
Source: RefSeq, a predicted model, not a curated record